Magallana angulata is the source of this 1440-nucleotide messenger RNA. RefSeq lists its product as uncharacterized. The coding region runs from base 1 to 750 and encodes 249 amino acids. The record is from RefSeq and is a predicted model, not a curated record. The transcript has 4 exons. NCBI's taxonomy places the organism in Eukaryota, Metazoa, Mollusca, Bivalvia, Ostreida, Ostreidae.
AUGUGUAUUUUAGGAAGUCAACAAACCUUCAUAACCAAAUAUAUUUCCGACGACUUCACUUUACAAUGUCCACUAAAUGGGUCUUACACACCAUUCAGUGUGGAGUGGGAGCACAAAAUAGGGAUCGAUUCAACAAUAGUUAGAAAAUUUACUACCCCGGAAAUCACUCUUACAGACGUAUCGUACAAGGACUCGGGAAAAUAUGUCUGCACUGUUGGAUUUUAUUUCUGUGGAGGGUCAGGACUUCAAAGGAAGCUUACAAGUUCGGUCAGUCUGAACUUAAACGGACCACCAUACAUACCGAUGCCUCAACAAACAGUUGUUGCUGAUCCUGCCGACAAUUUGACGUUAUCCUUGAGCUUGAUAUCCUUUCCAGCUCCAUUUAGUUUAGUUUUGGUUAGAAACCAAAAUAAUGAAAUAAUUCAUCGCAGCAGUGUUUCCUUUGCUCCAACCGAGGUAAAACUUUCUGCUUUCGGAAGGGUAGUUACACUUUAUGGUUACAGUUGUCGAUUAAAUAUGCCAAAUAUUACAAGAGAGUGGUUCGGAACCAACAGCAUCAUAGUGUUCAACCGCCUGGGGAAUUAUUCAUUUUCUUUCAUUGUGGAAGAGUUUUCGGACAAGGAAAAUUCUAUUGUAAAUACAAUUCUGCUUGUUUUGGCUAGCACAUGUGGAUCGAUUCUUGCUGUAGCCACCGUUUUGAUAAUGCUUUUCAUUUAUUUGGAUAUCAGGAAGAAAAAAAACAACCGGUAAGUAUAUAAUUAUGUACUAAAGGUAUAGCAAUAUUCGUCAACUUUUUAUUGUAUAUUUCGCAUUAGCAUAUCUAUCUUUUAAACAUCUUUGAAAUACUUUUUGAAAAGUUUACAAGAUAGCACAGCAGAAGGUAAUCAAAAUCAACAUACCUACGUUCAGACUUUCUCCUUUGAAAGUAAUGGACAAAAUGAAGGUAAUGUAAACAGAACUCUGAUUUAGAAAUAAAAGUUACAAGAAAUGCCUUUUUAAAAAUGUUUUUUUAAUUAUUUGUUACCUAAGUCAAUAAUGUUAUAGGAAACAACGCUUUUUGUAUGAUACAUUUAUGUUAAUCACAAGAAAUUGGACUUGUUUAUAUAUAACAUAUAGGAAUUGUAGUUAUUUUUCACUAAAAUCGGAUUUUACGAUAUGUAAAAGAAUUCAUUUUGCAUCUGACAUCUUUUUACGCGUCAGUUCUUCAGAUUUUAAUGUCCUAACAAUGUGGUUAUUAGAAGACCUUUAGAUGGUAUAAAAUUUAUUAAAUAAAGUGAACAUUUUCACAAAAUUUAACUUAAGCGAACUCUUGGUAGAAUUCUUCCGUCAUCUUUAAAAACAAAAUGUUUUUUUUCUCUUUUACAGAUUAUACUUCUCUACGAAAGAAUGAACAUAUGUGAAAUGUAUUGCAAACAUGAGCAUCACCACUCUCUCUCUCUC